UAUAACAGAAGCGCGUGUUUAUGGUUUGUGCUUGUGUAAAGUGUCUACUGAAGGAAAUAAGGACGAAUUUCUCACCUUAAGUCGAAAAUUAAACACAUAGAAAAUGUCGUCCGUGGAUAUGACCAAGUUAGGAGCCAACAAGCUGAAAAACAGCACGACUGGAGAGAUGGUGGAAAUCGGUUCGCUUUGGCGUGACCAGACAGUCAUUCUCUUCUUCCUGCGGAGGUUUGGUUGUCAGGUGUGCCGAUGGAUGGCAGCGGAGGUCAGUAAACUGGAAAAGGACCUGAAAGCAAACGGUGUCGCUCUGAUCGGCAUUGGACCUGAAGACAUGGGAGUGAAGGAGUUCAAGGAUGGGGAAUUCUUCAAGGGAGACAUCUACAUUGAUGAGAAGAAACAGUGCUACAAAGAUUUAGGCUUCAAAAGGUACAACGCCAUGAAUGUGGUACCAGCUGCUAUGGGAAAGAAAGUACGAGAAAUUGCCUCAAAGGCUAGCGCAGAAGGAAUUCAUGGCAACUUCAGCGGAGAUCUUCUGCAGAGUGGAGGCAUGUUUAUAGUCGCUAAAGGUGGAGAGAAGGUUCUGUUGCAUUUCGUGCAGAAAACACCAGCGGACAAUGCAUCUCUUGAUGACAUCACUAAAGCUCUCGGGAUCUCAGCCAACGUCCAGGCUGGUGAAAAGCCACAGUGCAGUGAUGAAGUCUGCACAAGAUAAAGGAUUCUGUGUUCUUCAGGGGACGGCACUGAACAAGAUAGAUUUUGACUCCUGGUUAUCUAGUGUUACCACCCCACAUAUGUCAUACUAUGUCAAUCAUUUUUUGUGAAGUAGUAAUUAAGUUCUUGCAAUAGUUGUCUAACAAGGGCUUGUAUGAUUGAACACUAAUCCUGCUGCCUUGAUCCUCAAAUACUUCUGCCAUUUCUGGACUAAGUGGUUUAAGCUGGUAAAAGUCAAUCGACCACAAAAACAGGUUUACAAGUUGUUUUUUGUCAUAUGCUUUGUAUUUGGUUUAGUAUGUACUCUUAAUGAGAUUCUUUCAAAUUCGAUGUUUGUUAUGAUCUAUGAACCUUUCCAAACACUCUGACCAAAUGUGAUGUUAAAUGAAGAAUGUGAAUAAAACUUUUCAAUAUAUAUAAAAAUUCAAAGAUUUAUAUAAUGAAA
Messenger RNA from Xyrauchen texanus (razorback sucker), 1153 nucleotides. It is a transcript of the gene prxl2b, whose product is annotated as peroxiredoxin like 2B. Lineage: Eukaryota; Metazoa; Chordata; Actinopteri; Cypriniformes; Catostomidae. Bases 104 to 709 code for a protein of 201 amino acids. The transcript is spliced from 7 exons. The record is from RefSeq and is a predicted model, not a curated record.